AUGACCGUAGAAACCGAUCCUUCUUCAAGGCAAGAUUCAUUACAGGCGUCAAGAGGAUUCCUGGCUGACCAUCUUCAACUGAAUUUGCAUACCGCUACAGGACACGAGCGUUCGCUCACCCAGAUCAUGUACAACAAGGAGGGCGAUCUGUUAUUCACUGCAUCCAAGGACCAUGUCAUCAACGCCUGGUUCUCGACCAACGGAGAGAGGUUGGGAACAUACAACGGUCACAACGGAACCAUCUGGACGAUCGCCUGCGACUCCCAAACCAAGCUCUUGGUAUCCGGAUCCGCCGACAACCAGAUGAGACUGUGGGACAUCGCGAGCGGAAAGUGCUUGAAGAUGUGGGAAUUCCCCACUGCCAUCAAAAGGGUCGCAUGGAGCGACGAUGACAAGAGGAUCCUGUGCUUGACCGAGCAGCGAUCGGGUUAUCAAGGAGCCAUCCGGGUCUUUGGUAUCAACAGGGAGGGUGACUGCUCCAAACAGGAUUCCGAGCCCUUGGUUUACUUCUCGCCUAUCGGGUCGAAAGCUACCGUCGCUGCCUUUGCUCCUCUUGGUCGAGAGAUUAUCACUGGACAUGAAAGCGGAAAGGUUGCCCUGUUUGACGCCGAGACUGGGGAAGAAAUCGAGAUCAACGAAAAAGCCCACUUGGGUCAGGUAACUGAUCUUCAGCUGUCCCCUGAUGGUACCUACUUUGUGACAUCGAGCAAGGAUCAAACCGCCAAGCUCCACGACUCGAAAAACCUUCAAGUCAUCAAGACCUUCACAUCCGAGACGCCUUUGAACAGUGCUUGUAUCACGCCCGCGAAGCCUUACGUUAUUGUGGGAGGCGGUCAAGACGCACGAAGUGUGACCACCACUUCGGCUCGAAGUGGAAAGUUCGAGACCCGGUUCUACCAUAGAGUCUUCGAGGAGGAGGUUGGGCGUGUGAGGGGCCAUUUCGGGCCCAUCAACACCAUCGCGGUUCACCCGUCUGGGAAAGCCUUUGCGUCGGGAGGAGAGGACGGUUACGUCAGGGUUCAUUGGUUCGACGAGUCGUAUUUCCGGGCUCGACCGUACGGUGAUCUCGAGCCAGAGGAUUAG
Molecule: messenger RNA, 1083 nt
Organism: Filobasidium floriforme
Lineage: Eukaryota; Fungi; Basidiomycota; Tremellomycetes; Filobasidiales; Filobasidiaceae
Product: WD40 repeat-like protein
Exons: 6
Coding region: 1-1083 (360 amino acids)
Biological process (GO): cytoplasmic translational initiation
Cellular component (GO): cytoplasm; eukaryotic translation initiation factor 3 complex, eIF3m
Molecular function (GO): translation initiation factor activity; RNA binding; protein binding
Source: RefSeq, a predicted model, not a curated record